AUGCUCGUGCACUGCUCCGCUGGCGACCUGGUGGGUGAGGCCGGGCAGCUUGUCGAGGACCUCGUCUUUAUCGUCAAUGGCGAGCUGGUGGCCCGUUUCAGCGCCGACUGGCCGGACACAUUGGACGUCCCCACCGAUGACUUGGUCCAUGCCGGGUCUGACGAGCCGGUGCCACGACGCCCUUCCAACGACCGCCGCACCAGCGUCGACCUCACGCAGGGCAUCGGCGGCCAGAGGAUCUUGCGCAAGGGCGCCUGGUUCGGCGAGGCAAGCGUUAUGGGCAGACGGCAUGUCCGCACCGCGAGCAUCAUCGCACAGCAGCCUACGGAGCUGGCGGUGCUGAACAAGGAGGAGUACAACCGGGUCAUGAACAAGUACCCCUCGAUGGCGAAGAGGCACGACCGCCUCGUGCAGGAGAUGGGCAAUUCCACCGUCUGCCUCGCGGACAUCUCGUGGAGCGAGACGCCCUCGGCCUUCCAGCACUCCGCCACCUGGGCGCGGCGCAGGAGCAUGGAGGCCGCUGGCCUGCCGGCCGCCGGCCUCAUGCGCGGUGGUCUGGUCGGGCCGGUUUGGACCGAUCGGUCCCCAGCGAUGCCCAGGAGGGCAAAAAGCACACAGACACAAUGA
Messenger RNA from Prorocentrum cordatum, 627 nucleotides. The record is from the annotation of a GenBank genome assembly. NCBI's taxonomy places the organism in Eukaryota, Dinophyceae, Prorocentrales, Prorocentraceae.